Meira miltonrushii is the source of this 387-nucleotide messenger RNA. RefSeq lists its product as uncharacterized. The coding region runs from base 1 to 387 and encodes 128 amino acids. The record is from RefSeq and is a predicted model, not a curated record. The transcript has 2 exons. NCBI's taxonomy places the organism in Eukaryota, Fungi, Basidiomycota, Exobasidiomycetes, Exobasidiales, Brachybasidiaceae.
AUGUCUAAGCCAAAUAACGUAAACGAAGAUCCACACUUUCCAGGAGAUGGAUCAGUUGCAACGGGAGUGGUAAACAAAGGACCAGGAGCAUCAGCCGAGAAUCCGGGAGGCGUUCAUCCUACAACCGAUGCAAACAGUGGAAGUUAUAUGCCUGAACGUAAAGAAGGUCAACAAGGUCCUUCAAUCUUUCAUGCGAUCGAAAAUCCAUAUGCACUUAAAGAAUCACUCAAUAAAUUAGAAGCAGCUUUGGAUGAAGUGAUUGAUUUGUUCAAAGGUGAAGGAACCACUUUGUCCAAAGACGGAGACUUUGCACAGGGAAAAGCAGGAAUCAACAAAUUCUUGCAAUGGCGUAAGGAAAUUGAAGACCUGAAAGCAGGCAAAGAAUAG